UUCAUGCGAUCAAACACCUCGCUUUCAAUUCCUGGCGUUUUGAAGGUGAUGAAAGAAUAAACAGUCCACUCUUUAUGUAUACAAUAACUCACCUAAUUAAGUACACAAGGUGUUCUUCUACGUUAGAACGGUUUCUUCUGUAAAUAAAUGCAAAAAUAAUAACAAGAUUUGUGUAACAUUCAACAGCUCCCUAUAAAUUCAUGCACCAAUUUGGCAAAGAUGAAUAUCAAAGAACAAGAACUUUGAAGAAUACCUGCAAUGGCACGAGCUAAUUACCUCAUUGUUGCUCUCUCACUCCACGUAACCUGGCUGCUAUUUCUUAGCAAACCAUGCAUCGCUUUGACACCUGAAACUUCUCCAUCUUUUCCUGCCAUUCUCAUAUUUGGUGAUUCUACGGUCGACACCGGAAAUAACAACUUCAUCCCCACUAUUUUCAAGGCUAAUUACUCUCCAUACGGCAAAGAUUUUCCUGGCCAUGUUGCUACUGGAAGGUUCAGUGAUGGGAAACUCAUUCCUGACAUGGUGGCAUCUAAGUUGGGGAUAAAGGAGCUUGUUCCUCCAUUUCUGGAUCCUGAACUGUCGGAUGAUGAUGUGAAAACAGGGGUCAGUUUUGCAUCCGCCGGCACAGGACUCGAUGAUCGAACAGCCGCUAUAUCUACAGUCAUUCCUGCGAUGAAACAAAUUGGUAUGUUCAAGAACUACAUUCAAAGGCUUCAAAGAAUUGUGGGUGUGGAUGAAAGUAAGAGGAUUAUUGGCAGUGCUUUGGCUGUCAUUAGUGUAGGAACCAAUGACUUAACCUUCAAUUUCUACGACCUUCCAACCAGGCAGUUGCAAUUCAAUAUUAGUGAUUACCAAGAUUUUCUACAGAAUAGACUACAAAGCUUGAUCAAGGUAAAUGAUAUUCAAUAUAAUAUGCACUCAUUAAUCUUCACCGAUAUUUGACACUUAUAAAAAAAAUCUUGAUUUCAAAAAUACCCUUUUUUUUCUUUUUUCCAAAGUUGCAACGUUAUAUUUGACCUCAAAUAAAUAUUUUAGAACUAGAAAUCCUUUGAAAUUUUGGAUAUAAUUGGGAUCCAAAAUUGGGUGGCGCUGAGCUAAAAUAGAAAUUUAGAUUGUCACACCAUUCCAAGUAGUUCUAAAAUGUUCGUAAAAGGUGAAAGAUACAUUGUAAGUUUUGAAAGAAUAAGGGUAUUUUAAAAAUAAAUAGCAAAGUUAAAGAGUGUUGUUUAUAAUUUAGCCUUGACAUAAUAAUCACCAAUGCAUCAGUUACAAGUUCCACAUCUUCAAUUUUGUAUGCUUCAGUCCUAUUCUUGAAAAGUUUUUAACCUUCAAAGUUUGAUCAUUCUAAUAGACUUAUCAACUACUCCCUGCUUCAA
This is a messenger RNA of Benincasa hispida (wax gourd), 1376 nucleotides long. Lineage: Eukaryota; Viridiplantae; Streptophyta; Magnoliopsida; Cucurbitales; Cucurbitaceae. The record is from RefSeq and is a predicted model, not a curated record.